Aphanomyces invadans is the source of this 1414-nucleotide messenger RNA. RefSeq lists its product as hypothetical. The transcript has 5 exons. Lineage: Eukaryota; Oomycota; Saprolegniomycetes; Saprolegniales; Verrucalvaceae. The coding region runs from base 133 to 1242 and encodes 369 amino acids. Gene Ontology annotation, molecular function: Hsp90 protein binding; Hsp70 protein binding. The record is from RefSeq and is a predicted model, not a curated record.
GACAAAUGUAACGCGACGCCGACCGACUGACCGCCAUCCCCGCCGUGGCAAGGCCAACGUCAUGUGGUAGCGUCGAAAGCGGCGGCGCCUGGGCUCUUGUCGCUCCUGGCGUGGUCAUGCCAUGAGUUCCAUAUGUGUGUUGCCACCUCGAUCCGAGCAACGUGCUCGGCACGAAACGUACCUUCGACCACGGCGAGGAAAAAUGCACGACAAAGAUGGCCGUCGAUGGUGCGACGGCCUUUGCGUGCGUCUUCGACUCAAGUUGGCGCAUCAGGUUGUAGUCGUUUGGCGCUAAGAAUAGCAAGGGUUUCGUGUGUCGUUUCGAUUUACUCGAGGAACGCCGGCAGCGGCACUGACGGCGGGAUGGAAAAGGUGUCGCGGACGAUUGCAGUGCGCCAACAGCAGCCGCCCAAGACGAACCACGCAACGUCGCCGAAUAAGGUUGCAGCCAAGCUCAAGGCCGCCGCCAAACAGCCCGUCAAGACAAACAACAAAUUUGAGCUCGCCGAUGUAUUUGCUACGUCUCGGCUGCGAGAGCUGCAGAAGAACACCAAGAGCAGCGCUUGCAAGGUCAAACCUGCCGUGAAACCAGCGGGCGACACUCUAUCCAACCAGGGGGAGUCGAGCCCGACCAAACCUCGCUCGACAGGGGCAUUCAAGGUGCGGCCGAUCGAGAAGACCAAGUUCCGAUACUUUUACGACCGGGCGGACUUGCCGCUGCGCGUCAACUUUUCCGGCGCCGUUCGCAAAGUGCAAUGGCAAGUGGACAUCACGCAGAUCGACUACACGCACUACUUGCCGCUGUUCUUCGAAGGCCUGCGGGAACUCGACGAGCCAUACCGAUUUCUUGCGCUCAACGGGACGAUGGACAUGCUGGAAAAGGGCGGCGACCGCCCCCUCGCUUGCAUCCCGCACCUCGUGAUCCCGAUCAAACAGAACCUCAUGACGCGGCACCCCACGAUCCUGUGCAUCCAGAUGAAGGUCCUACAGAAACUCGUGCUUUCGUGUCCGUAUGCUGGCGAAGCCCUCGUGCCAUACUACCGCCAGAUCCUGACAAUUUUCAACUUGUUUGUGACCAAGCGAGUCAACUGCGGCGACGCCAUCGACUACGGCCAGCGGCGAGACGAGAACCUCGGUGACUUGAUCAUCGAGACGCUGUACAUUUUAGAACGGCACGGCGGCGAAGACGCCUUCGUCAACAUCAAGUAUAUGGUACCCACGUACGAAAGCUGCAUGGCAUAAGGUCGUCGCCGACACCCCGUGGGGACACACAAACUUGAUUCAACAAAUUCGCAAUAAAUACAAACGGCAUAGCAUCAUGUGCAUGGCGUACACUGCGUCGGCGGCCAUCGACACAGCAUCCCGAGGCCGCGCGUGGCAUACAUCUUUGCACACGCGUUGUUCGUGCUGUGCA